UCCCUUUCUGGUGUCGGCACCGAGAGCUCAGUACAAUUUUACACUCCAAGCAGAACGCACACGCCUAGAACUCUCUCUCCUAAUAUUUUGUAAAUUCUCAGAUUAUUCUGACAGUAAUCCAAGCAACAAAACAUGUCCAAGACUGAGGUCCACACUCAAGGCCCGGUGGCGCCCGCUGCUGCUUCCCGCGCUCCGCUCUGGCGCCCCGUGGUGCUGCAUUAUCCGAAGAAGCUGCUGCCCCAUGGACAGAUGCGUCGUCGCGACUUGGCAUUUGGCUACCCGGCCGCCUACGAGUCGGCGAAGCUUCGCUGCGGUCUGGUCCAGCCCCAUGCCUUCGACCAUGACCGCCCUGGCCAAUACUGUCCGGAUUGUCAGUGCAACAAGGACCGCAACCAUGGUGGCGGUGACAUGUCGGACAAUGUGUCCCAGUGCUCGCGCAUGUCCCGGGCCUCAAGGCGCUCCAUCCGCUCCACAAAAUCAAAGCGCGGCAAUGGCAAAGGCAAUGGCGACGGCAAGGACGACGGGGAUAAUGAUUCUCAAGUCAGCCAUCGUAGCGAUAACUCUGUGAAGACUGUGAUAUCCACGGCCACAGUGAAGAGUGGCCACAGCAAGAGAUCCCCGUCCCAGGAGACCAUCAAGUCCAAUGCCACAAUCAAGUCCAAUGCCACAGUCAAGUCGAGUGCUUCAAUCAAGUCGAGCCUCUCAGUCAAGUCCAAUGCGACAGUCAAGUCAAGCGCUACUGCCACGUCGAGUGCCAAUGAUGUCAAGUACAAGACAAACUCUGUCCAUGCCAAGCCAAGUCGUCACUCUCCCGGUGAGAUAAUGCCACAGCCAGGUGCUAAGCCCCAGCCCCAGUCCCAGUCGCAGGAGAAGGACACACAGUCUGGCUACGAGAACUACGCUCCCAUGACGAGCACGGAGCGCAAGGCUGCCAUCGAGGAGGCUCGCUUCAAGUACAGCAAACUGAUCGCCGAGUACAACCACAUGCCCGUGUCCGUGCCCACGCUGCGCGUGCGCAAUCGCAAGAUCGAGAUCGAACGGGAGCUGGACGAGCUGGACUACAGCAUCAACAUGUUCGAUCAGCCGAACAUCAAUGUCUACCUGCGUCGUUAGCUUUGUUUUCGUCUCUUUUCUCCUCAUAAUUGUAUUCCAAAUUUGAUUAUUUUCCCAACAAAGACACACAUUCAAUAUACAGAAGAUGACUAAGAGGGUACUAAGGUGCCACACACUGACACGAAGCAAAAACCAAACAACAGCUGCAAUAAGCCACACGUAAAAUGCA
Messenger RNA from Drosophila subobscura, 1282 nucleotides. RefSeq lists its product as uncharacterized. Bases 133 to 1113 code for a protein of 326 amino acids. The transcript is spliced from 2 exons. NCBI's taxonomy places the organism in Eukaryota, Metazoa, Arthropoda, Insecta, Diptera, Drosophilidae. The record is from RefSeq and is a predicted model, not a curated record. Gene Ontology annotation, cellular component: cytoplasmic microtubule.